AUGUCUACGCUCUCGUCUCCACGUCCCUCCAUUGCUUCCUCACGAGCCCACUCCCCGGGCCCAGCCUCCUCCCGCCCCUCACUCGAUGCCGUGAACACCGGCGUCAGCGGCGGUCUCAGCGCCGCAUCGACCCCAUCCACCGCACGCGCGCUCUCCCCCUCGGUUCACCCUCGACGGAAUCGCAACGCCCUACGCGACUACUACAAUCUCAAACCACCCGGCUUAGAUUCAUCAGCGCCUCGAGACACAUCCCGCUCCCGCAGCGUGCCGCGGAGCACAGACGCAGGGGAUAUCUCCGACCGGUCCGCUCUGCCGUCAGGGACGGAGCUCGACAGUGCAGAUUUCGAUCCCCAGCGGUACGUGGAUCAUUUACUGUCUACAUCAUCGCUGGCUACGGUGCUUAAGGCGGAGAACACGUUGGUUGGCGAUAUCCGCACUCUGGAUGGCGAGCGGAAAGCGCUUGUCUACGAUAAUUACUCGAAGCUGAUUCGGGCUGUGGAGACGAUUGGGAAAAUGCGCCGCAGUAUGGAUGAACGUGGAGCUCCGUUGACGAUGACGAAAACGCUUGGUCCGGCUAUUGCUUUUGUUGCUGAGACUGCUGGUGGACUCAUUAAGGAAGGCGAGGAGCAACGCAAGCGAAUGAAGGAUGCGAAGCAAGGGGAUCGGGAGUCGAGUUUGAAGAAUGAGAAGGAUACUGUUCGUUGGGUGCUUGCUGCGCCGCAGAGAUUGGAGAAGCUUUUGGCGGAGGAUAAGCAGGAGGAUGCGGAGAAGGAUUGGAAGGAGAUUCAGCAUUUGCUUGACGCUUGGGGGGAGGUCAAGGGGGUCCCUGAGAUCCGGGAGGCUUGUGAGAAAGUCAUGACCAAGGCUGGCCACGAUGAUUGA
Penicillium bovifimosum is the source of this 882-nucleotide messenger RNA. RefSeq names its product COG1/VPS51 family protein. Gene Ontology annotation, cellular component: GARP complex; membrane; EARP complex. Bases 1 to 882 code for a protein of 293 amino acids. The transcript has a single exon. The record is from RefSeq and is a predicted model, not a curated record. Lineage: Eukaryota; Fungi; Ascomycota; Eurotiomycetes; Eurotiales; Aspergillaceae. Gene Ontology annotation, biological process: endocytic recycling; Golgi organization; retrograde transport, endosome to Golgi.